CAAGAACAGGCAGGCGAGGCAGGCAGACGCACACAGUGACGGAGGGAAACGCACACCACCAUGGGCUGCUGUAACAGGAGGUGCGGGCUGAUAGCCGGAGCCGUGUUCGGGGCGGUGCUCGCCGUCUUGGGGGGUGUCCUCCUCCCAGUGGGGAACAGCAUCGUGCGGACGACAGUGGAGACGGAAGCCGUCAUCGAGCCCGGAACGACAGCCUACGACAACUGGGUGGCCGGGGGCGUGCUGGUCUACAGGCAGUUCUGGUUCUUCGACGUGCAAAACGCAGAGGAGGUCGUGAAGAGCGGAGCGACCCCGGUGGUGAUGGAAAAGGGGCCGUACACGUACAAGACAAGAUAUCUCGCCAAGGACAACAUCACAUUUAACGCCAACAUGACCGCCUCCUUCGUGCUGCCCGUGGGCGCCAUCUUCGACCCGUCCAUGUCGGUGGGAACGGAGGAGGACAGAGUCACUUCCCUGAACCUGGCGGUGGUGGCAGCUUACUCCGUGGUUCCAACCCUGUUGCAUAGUAUGCUGGAAGCUAUAAUGGUUGCGACCAACUCAUCCUUGUUCCAGUACCGUUCAGUCAAGGAGUUGCUGUGGGGUUACAAUGACCCUUUGUUCAAAUCACAGCUGGGCCUGUUUUUCCCUUACAACGGUACCUAUGAAGGCAGCUUCAAUGUUUACACCGGCAAAGACGACAUCUCCAAAGUGGGAAUAAUUGACAGGUGGCGAGGAGAGAGGAGCCUUCAUUUCUGGGACGACAAGUACUGUGACAUGAUCAACGGGACAGACGCCUCUUCGUUCGCUCCCUUCGUGGACAAGAAGACGCCGCUCUAUUUCUUCUCAUCGGACAUCUGCAGGUCAGUGUCAGCUGGCUUUGAAGAGAGCCUCGACCUCAAAGGAAUCGAAGUGUAUCGCUUCGCCCUCCAGCAGGACACCCUGGCCUCCCCUACGGUCAACCCGGACAACCGGUGUUUCUGCAAAGACAACAAGACCACCAGGAACUGCACCCUGGCCGGGGUCCUGGACAUCAGCACCUGUCAAGAUGGAAAACCCAUCUUCAUCUCCCUGCCUCACUUCCUCUAUGGCAGCGACUACCUGCGAGAAGCCGUGAAGGGCCUCCAUCCCAGCAAGGAGCACCACGACACCUUCCUGGACGUGGAACCUACAACUGGGUUCACCUUGAGGUUUGCCAAGAGAAUUCAAGUGAAUAUGGUGUAUGGACCAUCAAAAGACAUCACUGUGCUCCAGAAAGUCAAGGACUACACCAUUUUCCCUCUUGUGUGGAUGAACGAGACGGCCGCGUUGGAUGACGAAGCGGCGGAGAUGAUUAAGGGGGAGCUGAUGUCACGUCUCCAGAUGUUGGACAUAUUGUGGAAAGCCCUCCUGGGAACAGGCGUGGCCAUCUUCUUAGUGUGUUCCAUCUCCUACUGUGUGGUGAGGAGUAACCAAAGCAAGGUGGCGUGAACGGGGUCCGCCUGCCUGCGAGCUGCAGGGCAAAGUGCAUUUAAGCUGCGACCUUUUGAUAUGUAGCUGCACUUUUUUUUGUAAUUCGACUUGUAACCAGACUUCCUUUUACAUCAGGGGAGGAAUACUGUGAUUUUGUAAAGCUCAAGAGCUUUGCUAAGAAUUAUUUGAAUUUGCUAACACUGUACCAUUAAUUAAAUCAGGGAUCUUUUGUGAGAGAGAGACAGACAGAGAGAGACAGAGAGAGAGAGAGAGAGAGAGAGAGAGAGGGGGGGACAUUAAUUCAGAGGAGAGACGGGUUUGUUUGAAUCCCCAGAAAAUAAACGUACAUGAAUCUGAUCUGGCAUCAAUGUUUGUAUUCUUUGCACAACCCGGAGUCGUCGAAAUGAAUAAAUGCUGAGAGGGGA
This is a messenger RNA of Pungitius pungitius (ninespine stickleback), 1871 nucleotides long. RefSeq names its product CD36 molecule (thrombospondin receptor) (gene cd36). Gene Ontology annotation, molecular function: low-density lipoprotein particle binding; scavenger receptor activity; low-density lipoprotein particle receptor activity. Gene Ontology annotation, biological process: lipid storage; receptor-mediated endocytosis; low-density lipoprotein particle clearance. The transcript is spliced from 12 exons. NCBI's taxonomy places the organism in Eukaryota, Metazoa, Chordata, Actinopteri, Perciformes, Gasterosteidae. The record is from RefSeq and is a predicted model, not a curated record. The coding region runs from base 61 to 1464 and encodes 467 amino acids. Gene Ontology annotation, cellular component: plasma membrane; cytoplasm; cell surface.